AUGAGUUCAAGCAAUAAUAAGAUCGGAGCCGGUGGCAAGACCAACCAAUCCAAUCCUACAUCAAUGACGUCAAGCAAUCCCUCUCUCCUCGGUAAAUUCAAUGAGCGACGCUCAACACCAGAUUCAGAAGCUUUGGCAAGCUCCGAUGAUGAACCCGACCGACAAGACAUUCAACAGCCAGUAAACCCGCCCCAAAAACCCACGCGCCGGGCCUCAUGGUUGAACGACACUACUCAGUCCGGAACCCAGCCAAGAAAAGGCUCGCUCGCAAGCAGCAGCAUGUCUCCAACAGCUUCACACUCUAGUACUCCUUCGGCUGAAUCCAACGCUUGGGGUCCUCAUGCUCAAGCAGCUGCAGGUCGUGGACAUACAAGUUCAAGCUCAUUCCCAUGGGGUAGUGGUAUUUGGAAUAGCGAGUCACGUAAGGAGCCACCCUCUAGAUUGACCGAAGUAUUACCAUCUCCAACGUCUAUGCAUCCACCGAGCUCAGCUGGCAAUGGAUACUUCCCCAACGAAAUGAUGAAUCAUCAACGGGACCCAUCCGUGAAUCCCACCAUUCCUUUCGCAAUUCCUCUCCAUCCUACUCCAAAGACGUACCGAUCACAGUCAUACUCCGUUGGUCAGCUCGAUCCAGAUUCUAGUGCUGGCCCAUCACCAGCGGCCGUUCCAGCAACUUCUAGUCGAGGACGCGGUAUAGGACAUUCUGGGUUGCACCAUCGACCCUCUCGACCAAGUAUGUUGAGCGAGAUGACCGAGGGCGGUCUAGGAAAAGUCAAAGAAGUCGAGGAUGAUGAUGAUGAGAGCACUAACAGUUCUACUCAUGAUGCUCAAAUUCAAUCCCAGGAGGCGAAGACCAUCGAACUGUUGGCUAGAGAGAAUGCUAUGUUACGCCAGCAACAUUAUCAAAACCAACGCCUUCGACCUCGAUCUUCAACAUCCAAUGCUUUCGGUCUUGGUAAUAGUUAUGGCUUGCAAGAAGAACCUCUACCCGAAGAGUCCGACUAUGCAAUCGACGAACUUGAUGAGCUCAACGAUUUACAGGACCCGUCUAAAGCAAUGUCAGGACGAAGAAUGAGUGAGUAUGGUAUCGGUGGUGCAAUGAGAGCCCCACCGUACGCUCUUGAAAACAGAAAGCUGGAGAAUGUUAAGAAGGCUUAUUGGCAGAGCUCUCUCGGAUUCGGUGGACUGUCUGAUAUCCCGCAGAGCAGGCGCCACUCUUUCGCCGAUAUACCUGCUCGACAAGGCUCUGUUAGCUCGGUCGCGGGUGAACCAUUGUCACAACUUGAAACUAGCAUCCAAGAGAGUCUGUCUUCAAAGGACUAUACUGGUCGGUAUAAUGAAGGCAACGGUUAUCCUACAACUGAUCAUGCAGCUUCUUACUUUGGCAAUCUUGUUCAAACAGGUCGUAAUACAGAUGCUUUCACACCUUCCGUUUUCAACCCUUCUGCAUAUCCUUACGGCAAUGUCAAUCAAUUUUCGAGUGGCCGCCCCACAUCACCGCAUCGAAGCAUGUAUGGCGUCCCACAGCCUCGACAUAACCAACUUCUCUACAUUGUCCUGUUCAAAUGUUCGCGAGCAGAUGUUUUUUAUGUUCAAGAAGGUACUGGUCUCUCUGUUAAGCCUGGAGAUCUUGUGAUUGUUGAAGCCGACCGAGGAACCGAUUUAGGCACAGUCGCUAAGGAUAACGUGGACUGGACGACUGCUAAAGAACUCAAAGAGCAUUAUGCCGAAGAACACUACAAGUGGCUCAUGAUGUACUCUCAGAGUGCUGUAGGCAACACCGAUGGAACCGGUGCCGGUUUAAUGGCUGCUGCUAAUGGCAUGCAAGGAAGUGCUGUGGGUGGCAUGGGUCCACCAAGUCAGCACGGCAUGCAAGAGCCUAAUCCAGGAGAGAUCAAGCCAAAGAUCAUUAAACGCCUUGCCCAGAAUCAUGAAAUACAAGCUUUGCGCGACAAAGAAGGAAAUGAAGCGAAGGCCAAGCGUGUCUGCACGCAAAAAGUGAAGGAACAUGGUCUACACAUGGAAAUUUUGGACGCAGAAUUCCAGAUGGACUGGAAGAAGCUCACAUUCUAUUACUUUGCGGAUGCCUAUAUCAACUUCAAUUCUCUUGUCACCGAUUUGUUCAAAGUAUACAAGACAAGAAUCUGGAUGUCCGCAAUCAACCCUGCUUCUUUUGCAAGUCCCGCACUGGGCUUGCAAGCGCCAAGUGGUAUUGGACCUGGAGCUGUGGGUGUCAACAGAACCACACAAGGUGAGCGUCGACCACAACAGACCGAGCAACCCCAAACAUACAACGCAACGCAAGCAGGUCGAGGAUAUCAAGGCGUCUUCGCGCAGCCAUUCCAGUCGACUCUGGACAGAAAUUCGGCAGCGGCUCCUGGCUUCCAGCCUCAAGGUUAUACUUAUGGAUAUUCUCCAUUUGGCGCUACCAGAACUGUCGGUCCUGCGAGCGCGUACGUUCCUUCGAUGAUCGACCCGUAUGCUGGCUUCGCAAAUACGGCGGAUUACCAGACACCCGGUCGAUUUCCUUCUCCUCAUAGCACUACACCAGCUCAUGAAGGUAGCGAAUAUGGACGACAAGGUGGAAUCGUUGGACAGUCUGAUGGCUGGAUCGGAGCUUUCCAAGGCUUAUCCAUGGGAACUCGUUAA
Messenger RNA from Sclerotinia borealis F-4128, 2649 nucleotides. The record is from the annotation of a GenBank genome assembly. Lineage: Eukaryota; Fungi; Ascomycota; Leotiomycetes; Helotiales; Sclerotiniaceae.